Messenger RNA from Hibiscus syriacus, 645 nucleotides. Its product is annotated as acyl-protein thioesterase 1-like. Gene Ontology annotation, molecular function: hydrolase activity. NCBI's taxonomy places the organism in Eukaryota, Viridiplantae, Streptophyta, Magnoliopsida, Malvales, Malvaceae. The record is from RefSeq and is a predicted model, not a curated record. The transcript is spliced from 6 exons. The coding region runs from base 1 to 513 and encodes 170 amino acids.
AUGGCUGUUGAAAAACCUAAGACUGUCUCUUAUGAUGUAAAGGCUUUGGAUGCUGCUGCAGCUCAUGUUGCAAAUUUGUUAUCAACAGAGCCCGCUGACAUUAAACUUGGUAUCGGAGGUUUCAGUAUGGGUGCAGCAACCUCUUUAUACUCCGCGACCUGUUUUAUUCACGGAAAAUAUGGAAAUGGAAAUCCAUAUCCUGCCAACUUGAGCGCAGUUGUUGGACUUAGUGGAUGGCUUCCAUGUUCAAAGACAUUGAAAAGAAAAAUAGGACAGGAGGAAGCUGCAAGACGCGCUACAUCCUUGCCCAUUUUGCUAUGCCAUGGAAAAGGAGACGAGGUGGUUCCAUAUAAAUUUGGUGAGAAAUCUUCUCAAGUACUAAGUUCGAACGGAUUUCAGAACACGAUCUUCAAAUCAUACGACGGGUUUGGUCACUAUACUAUCCCGGAGGAGAUGACAGAGGUCUGCGCUUGGUUAAAUUCGAAGCUGCGGUUCGACGGUAAAUCAACUUAAGUAUGUAAUUUGAAGAAUGUUUUAUUUAUUGGGAGGUGUUUAUGGUAUAGUGAAUAAUUUUCCAUGCCUGGAUUGAUAACUUCUCUUGCUACUUUGGCAUAUUGCUUACUUAUUGAUAAUGGCAUCGGCCUU